Messenger RNA from Hyalella azteca, 5811 nucleotides. RefSeq names its product peroxidasin. Gene Ontology annotation, molecular function: peroxidase activity; protein binding; heme binding. The coding region runs from base 380 to 5248 and encodes 1622 amino acids. Gene Ontology annotation, biological process: response to oxidative stress. The transcript is spliced from 34 exons. The record is from RefSeq and is a predicted model, not a curated record. Lineage: Eukaryota; Metazoa; Arthropoda; Malacostraca; Amphipoda; Hyalellidae.
GUCCAUGUUGUCUGGGCUUAUAGAGGAAAGUAAAGUUUUCAGUUACUCCUUAUCGUGUCCGAGACAUUUUAGGAACAUGUCUUAGGAAUAUAACGCUUAAUAAUUAGACUUCUUUACUCCGAAGUAGGACAAGGAGUUUCUUUUCUACGUAGAAAUGUCCCAAUAUUAAUUCUGAACUUUCGUAUAAAUGCAAUUGCGUUUAGUUAAGAAUGAGUGAACACUCAAGUGCUAGAGACCACUGUACAAAAUUUGGGUGUGUUACUUCAAAAAUGAUGUAGUGAACUAUAAUCAAUAAAAUAAGAAUUAGCAAUUAUUAGUAUUAGGGAAGAAGGAAAGCACAAGUGCAGUGAACUGUAAAACGAGCGUAAAAACCGUUAACAUGCUGGUGACAAAGUCAUCCGCGUGUGUGGCAGUGCUGACGCUGUCAGUUUUCUUCACCGCCGUUAAAAGUCAAAGUAUCGCUGCUCCAGCCGGCUCCAGGGUCCCCGCCCCCCGCGGGGAACUGGGGCGCAGACCAAGCGAUCCUCAGGAGGUUACUGCCGUGGGGGUGCCGUGCCCUUCCAAGUGCCUGUGUUUCAGGACCACCGUGCGCUGCAUGUUCGUCCAGCUCACGGCCAUCCCUGUCGUGUCGCCCGAGACUACCAUAUUGGACCUGCGGUUCAACAAGAUCCGCUCCAUCCCGCCAGGCUCCUUCCGACAACUGGCCCGCCUCAACACUUUGUUGCUGAACAACAACCACAUCACGCGCCUCCAGAGCGGCGCCUUUGACGGCCUCCAGCGCCUGCGCUACUUAUACUUGUACAAGAACAGAAUCAGGCACAUCGACAGAGAUGUUUUCCACAACCUCGAGGAGCUGGAACAAUUGUACCUUCACUUCAACGACAUCACCUCCUUCGAUGCAGAGACCUUCUCUUCGCUACCUUCCCUACAGAGACUAUUCUUGCACAACAACAGACUCCAGAGAGUGCCGUCUGGGGCCUUCAGGAACCUACAGAGUUUACGCAGGCUUCGGCUGGACAGCAACGCGCUGGUGUGCGACUGCCAGCUGCUGUGGCUCGCUCAGAUGGUCAAGGAGAAGCAGGACAGAACUCUGGUGGCGGCCACCUGCGAGGCGCCCAACGACCUGCACGGCAAGAGCCUCAGCAGCAUCACCGACACUGACUUCCACUGCAUAGGGAUGCCGCACAUCAUGGAGGGACCUCAGGACAUCGAGGUCAGCUUCGGGGGCACAGCAGCCUUCACGUGCAAAGUGGACGGCGACCCCGUGCCUGAAGUGGUCUGGCUGCACAACAACGAGGUUAUCGGCGAAGCUAGACCGCGCUACUCUGUUCUCAACGACGGCACGCUCAUGAUUAAGAACGCGCAGGGCGGCGACGCAGGCUUCUACGAGUGCCGCGCCAUCAACGAGAUGGGCGAGGUGGCGUCUCGGCCUGCUAAGAUCUCCAUGACACACCAGUACAGAGACAACAGUCCGCCCGUUAUCAUCGAGGAGCCUCAGAACCUGAACGCGACGCUGGGUCAGCGCGUCGAGCUGCCCUGCAAUGUUACAGGAUAUCCUGAGCCUGACGUCGUCUGGAGCAAAGAGGGAGGCUUUCUGCAGCUCAGUGAGACUACUCUAGUGCACGUGAACAACUCGCUGGUGUUCAGCAGUGUACAGGAACAUCACCAGGGCGUCUACACUUGCCAGGCCCGCAAUCCUCUCGGCCAGGCCACCGCCGCCGCGGCACUGCGCGUCACCGCACCUGUUCGUCUGACGACGGCCCCCGUGGACCAGACCGUGACCCUCGGGCACGUGGCCCACUUUACGUGCGAGGCGCAGGGGCUGCCCGAGCCCGACGUCAAGUGGCUGCGGCACGGUCUCGUCAUCGCCCCGUCAGCGGGCAUCUCUAUCGCCAUAGGCGGCGCGGCACUGCGGGUGCUGCAGGUGCAGAAGGCUGACGAGGGCCUCUACACGUGCAGGGCUGACAACGGUCAGACCUCCGCCCAGUCAUCCGCUAUGCUCUUCGUCAGGGAGUCCCUGCCGCCUGUGAUCAUGGAGCGGCCGGCGGACCAGACGGCGGUGGCGGGGGCGGCGGAGGUGAGGCUGCGCUGUGCCGCGGACGGCCUGCCGCCCCCCACGGUCGUGUGGCGUAAGGACGGCUACCUUAUGAGCGACUCUCGGCACUACAGGGUGGAGAGGGACGGGUCGCUGCUGGUCUACAACGUGUCUGCAGGAGACGCCGGCGACUACGAGUGCAGCGCUGAGAACGCCCUCGGCCGAGCCUCCGCCCGCGCUGCACUCACCGUCGCUGAAAGCCCCGACCUGGGGGGAGUCGGGGAUGAGUUCUUCCGAGAGAGCUUCUUAGAGGCGAACGCUAAGGUCAACAGGGCGCUCAACAUGACGCUACACCAGCUGUUCGACAGGGACCGGCCCCGGCAGCCGCUGCCCCACGAGCUGCUGAGGCUCUUCAGGUUCCCGCAGACCGAGGCUCGCGAGAUCGCACGCGCCGCUGAGAAGGUCGAGCAGACGCUCGCCAUCGUCCACAGACAUGUCGAGGCUGGCAUGCAGUUCAACCUCACCAAGUUUAGUUACCAGGACCUUCUCUCCCCGGAAAACUUGGAGCUGCUGACAAAUUUAUCAGGUUGCUUGGGUCACCGUCGGACGGUGUCAUGCAACGACAUGUGCUUCCACCUCAAGUACCGCACCAUCGACGGCACCUGCAAUAACCUGGACAACCCGACCUGGGGAUCAUCUCUCACCGGCUUCAGGAGGAUCUUGCCCCCCAUAUACGAGAACGGCUUCAACAGCCCUGUUGGCUGGUCCAAGACGAAGGUUUACUACGGAUACUUCAAGCCUGGUCCCCGCCUCGUGUCCACGCGUAUCAUGAGCAACGAGGCGGCGGCUGCAGACGACCAGUGCACGCACAUGCUCAUGCAGUGGGGACAGUUCCUCGACCAUGACUUGGACCAUGCACUGCCAUCCAUAUCCACCGGCAGCUUCAUAGACGGCGUCGAGUGUGACCGCUCGUGCGCAUACUCCGCUCCCUGCUUCCCCAUCGAGAUCCCGUACGACGACCCGCGCGUAUACCGCCACCGCUGCAUGGAGUUCACGCGGUCGUCCGCAGUCUGCGGGUCCGGCAUGACGUCCGUCUUCUUCAACACCGUCCAGCCUCGUGAGCAGAUCAACCAACUCACCUCCUUCAUUGACGCUUCCCAGGUGUACGGCUCAAGCUAUGGCGACACCCAAAAUCUACGGAACUUCUCUGAAAACUUGGGCGACUUGCGCAUAGGCAUCUCGAUGCCUUCAGGCAAGCCCCUGAUGCCCUUCAGUGCAGGGGCGCCCAUAGACUGCCGCAGGGACACGACCGAGAGCGCCAUAGACUGCUUCCUGGCGGGCGACGUGAGGGCCAACGAACAGACAGCGCUGCUGGCCAUGCACACAGUUUGGUUCAGAGAGCACAACCGCAUGGCUGCUGAGCUGCGGGAGAUCAACCCGCAUUGGGACGGCGACACGGUCUUCCACGAGACCAGGAAGAUCCUAGGAGCGAUGAUGCAGCACAUCACAUACCAGCACUGGCUGCCGCACAUCAUAGGCCCUCAUCACAUGCAGAAGCUCGGGCGCUACAGCCGCUACGACACCAAACUCGACCCCAGCAUCAGCAACGUCUUCGCCACGGCAGCCCUCAGGUUCGGGCACACGCUCGUGAACCCCGUACUGGAACGCCUGAACGCGUCGUUCCAGCCCACACGCCACGGCGCCCUGCCCCUGCACAAGGCGUUCUUCAGCCCCUGGCGCCUGGUGCAGGAGGGGGGCGUUGACCCUCUACUCAGAGGGCUCCUAGCCACGCCAGUCAAGCUCAAGCGGCCAGGCCAGUUCCUGAACACAGAGCUGACGGAGAAGCUGUUCCAGGCGGCGCACGAGAUCGCGCUCGACCUCGCGGCCAUGAACAUACAGCGGGGCCGUGACCACGCACUGCCUGGUGAGUCACGGCACUUCACGGACUGCCAGCUGCCCGCGGCUGCUUCCUUCGAGGACCUGCGUGACGUCAUCAGCGACGAUGACGUCAGGGAGAAGCUGCACGAGCUCUACGGACAUCCUGGCAACGUGGACGUGUGGGUGGGGGCGCUGCUGGAGGAUCCCGUGCCUGGGGGGCGCGUGGGACCCCUGCUGGCCUGCCUCCUGCUCGAGCAGUUCCGCCGCCUCAGGGACGGCGACAGGUUUUGGUACGAACAUCCAUCGGUGUUCAAGCCUGAGCAGUUAGACCAGAUCAGACGCACGACGCUGGGCCGCGUGCUGUGCGACAAUGGCGACGACAUUAAGGACGUCACCAGCGACGUGUUCCUCCUGCCGCACCUGCAAACUCCAGCGUUUGUGUCCUGCACACAGCUCCCUCGUAUUGAUCUUAGGUUCUGGGCCGAGUGUUGUAAAGAUUGCCGGAAUGCGGGUUACUUCAACAGCCUUAUCCGCACUCCGGGACUCCGGCUGCGACGGUCGCUCGACGACCAGAGCUACGUCGAGGAGCGUGAAGAUCUACGUAGAUCUCUGCACAGAUCUCCAUAUGAGACCACUUUUCCUGAGGACAAUUUUAGCACGUUUGAGUCUCCGAUCUCAAAUGCUUCUAAUUCAGCAACUAUCGACAGAUCAAUCGAUGUUCAUCAUGAAUUAUUUAGAGAUUUGAAACGGAACCAAAAUCUGGAGUAUGGGACCAAAGGGCUGGAUCAGCUCUUGUCCACAGGCAAGGAAAACAACGAGAAGGUCGAGCUCUACCAGCAGUUCGGCUUCCAAACAUUGCAGGAUAAAAAAUCAAAAUUGGAUCUUGGAAAGCAUUCGAGCUUUAAUAAGAACCGUCACGACCACCACGACGCAGCGAUCACCUUCACGCCCCACGACCCGCCGCUGACAGCCUUCAACCGCCCCCUCAACCUGGCCAAUUUGGUGCUGCCGUCCGACGCCGUCGAGGAGAGGAUCGAGGGCGUCGAGGCUGUCGUGGAGAAGCUGUCGCGAUCUGUCCAGCAGCUCGUGCUCAAGAUUGAGCGCCUGGAGCAAGCGCUGAGUGAGAACAACCGCCCGCCGCACGCGCGGACUUGUGUGGACGGCGCGGGGGCGACGCGCCACCUCAAGGAGACUUGGUAUCAAGACCCCUGCACCAAAUGCGUCUGUCGGAAACGAGGCAUGAUGUGCAAAGUUGUAAGCUGCAAUACAGCGCUAGAGUUGUCACCCAGCUCUGCCCCCAGAGUAACUGCGCCGUCCCGAUUUCCUUUCGUCUAAGUCACACAUACACAUCAUUUUAUUCUUUCAGAGUCGUUGACGGGAUGAGAAGUGUUAAGGCAAAAUAUCAAGUACAUUACGCAUUGUUGAACUUCUGACCAUAUCAAUAUCCUGAAUGUGACAGAAUAUGCUUCCUCCGUAGCACAUUCUUCACAGUCUUAAUUAGUUCUUCAUAAAAAUCUUUCUCAUACAACCAAUGAAUAUGAAUUGAAGACACAGCCUUCUUCAUUCAGACUUGAAAUGUUAGAGUGAAUAUAAUCAGAGCUGCACAAAAUAUGUAUUUAAAUCUUAAAUCUUUUUUAAUUAUAAAACCAUAUCUUUAUCAGCACUGCCCUGCUGAUCACUGAUAAGGCGUUGACGUUGACCUUCGUGUUUUUUUUCGCUUCAUUAAUGAAGUAGUUCUUAGUUUAUAUUAUUCUGUUGGUUAAGCUUGUACAAUUCAUAAUUCUUCCGAGUUGUUUUGUCAUUUUUUUGCUGCCGCUUCUUCGGUUCAGAAUCGAGAGGCAACGUGGAAGAUUUUUUUCACUUUUAGACUAUUUGAGGAAUUUUUAAACCAUUUAAGA